Populus trichocarpa (black cottonwood) is the source of this 1278-nucleotide messenger RNA. RefSeq names its product protein PHLOEM PROTEIN 2-LIKE A10. Bases 1 to 1278 code for a protein of 425 amino acids. The record is from RefSeq and is a predicted model, not a curated record. NCBI's taxonomy places the organism in Eukaryota, Viridiplantae, Streptophyta, Magnoliopsida, Malpighiales, Salicaceae. The transcript has a single exon.
AUGGACCUGCAGUUGCUGAAAAAGGGUCUUCUUGAUUAUACCAGGAAAAACAAGAGGCGGGCUCUUUUGUUAGCAGCUCUUGGUUUCUCUACAUAUACUGCCUAUAAAGUUUAUCACUUUCCUUCAUUAGCUAAAAAACGAAAGAGAAUUUCAAAACUUUUUGUAGCUUUAGUUGCUAUUGCACAACUUAUCUCUGAUUCUGCUGAAACUAUUGGGGUUGUCUCUAAGGAUUUUAAAGAUUUUGUUCAGUCGGAAUCGGACCAAAUUCCCAAUAGUUUAAAGCAAAUUUCUAAGGUGGCAAGGUCUAAUGAGUUUUCAGAAGGAUUAGUUACCCUUACACAAGCUUUUACUGUGGGAAUUUACCAAUCCCAUGCAAGAAUUCAUCAUGAUGCUGGUGCCAAUGGGGAUAGGAAUAGCAAAGGAAGUCCAAGUUUAUUGGACAAGGUUUUUGAGAAGCCUGCUUCUCCAACUGGGUCUGGUUUUGUUUCUGUUAUCGUUGGAAGCUUUGCUAGGAACUUGGUUCUGGGAUUGUAUGAAGGUGGUCUGAAUUCAAUUUCAGAUUUGAAUGCUGCUGCUGAUAGCCAUGAUUCUUUUCAAAAAGUGAUGGAAGCGGUUUGUGGUGAUAAGGGUAGAGAGCUGAUUGGUGUUUGUAUUCAGUUAUUUGUGAGCACAGCAGUUACGGUUUACCUUGACAGGACUACGCAUAUCAACACCUAUGAUGAAUUUUUUGCUGGAUUAACCAAUCCUAAGCACGAAACCAAAAUGAGAGAGGUGUUGGUAUCAAUCUGUAAUGGUGCAAUUGAGACUCUUGUCAAGACAUCUCAUCAAGUCUUGACAACUGAUGAUUCUAACUUGAAUUCGAGUUCCGAUUCACCUUAUUUGGCCAUUGAUCAAGAAGAAAGUGCAAUAGAGGAUGAGGUAUCUGGGAAAGAAGCAUUUUUUAGUGAAUCUAUGACAAGAAAGUCAGUUGCUGAGGUGAAGGAGAACGGUUGGGUUAAUAAAGUGUCAUCUGCAUUGGCAGUCCCAAGCAACAGGAGGCUUGUUCUCGAAGUAACUGGGAGGGUUACGUUUGAGACUGUUCGGUCUCUCCUGGAGUUUCUGCUGGGGAAGCUAUAUAAUGGAAUGCGGAGAUGCGUUGAUUUUGCUCAUGAAGUUGUUGUUGACACUGGUAUUGAAGUUGUGAGAUAUGUCAAAGCAAAAUCCUCUGUUAUUGCAACCCUAUGCAUUUCUUUUUGCUUGCACAUACUGGAUGUUGCUUGGAUUCUGGUUCCAGCUUAA